Molecule: messenger RNA, 2490 nt
Organism: Daldinia vernicosa
Lineage: Eukaryota; Fungi; Ascomycota; Sordariomycetes; Xylariales; Hypoxylaceae
Exons: 1
Coding region: 38-2278 (746 amino acids)
Biological process (GO): DNA-templated transcription; regulation of DNA-templated transcription
Molecular function (GO): DNA binding; DNA-binding transcription factor activity, RNA polymerase II-specific; zinc ion binding
Source: RefSeq, a predicted model, not a curated record
CGAUUCUCUCCGCCGUCGCCGCUCGAGAAACUUGUCAAUGACGAGGAGGCGCUUAUGGCAGCCCAAGAUGGAAACACAAACUAAGCGAAGGAAAAUUCGUAAAGGGACACGGUCUUGUUGGGAAUGUAAACGGCGGAAAAUUAGGUGCAUAUUCGCAUCAUCCGAACAUGUUGUUUGCACCGGUUGCCAACGCCGUCGUGUGCCUUGUGUUACGCAGGAUAUGCCCGAGGAUUCAUCCCCCGCUAGGACAGGCAACCGACAUCUUGGUGAUCGUAUCUCUAGAGUUGAAGACUUCGUAAAGGACUUCCUUACUAGUAGACAUGAUGGCGGGAUAAACCAGAUUGGAGGAGAGUCGCGGCAAGAUAGACGUUCAAAGUCCGAUUCCCUGGAGUUGACCCAAAACUCGCUACUCCUAACUCCAGACUCGCAAGGCGCAGCACAGACUAUACCAAAUCAGCCUGAGAAUGAAACAGCGCUUCACUACUUACUGAAAGCCUUUCCAUCUAAAGAGGAUACCGACAUCCUACUUAGGGAGAGCGCCAAACCAUCGCUUUACACCAGUGUUAUCAAUACUCAGCCGCAUAGUAAACAGACCCGUGAGGCUCUUGCAGGACCCUACCCUAUAGCUAAGAUUCCCAGCUUCAAUACUCACCCGGUUAUUGUAGCUAAACAUAUGCUCAUGUUUUCAAUCACGUUACAGACACCGUCUAGUGAAAGCCUGUUCGGUCUUUCGGAACCACAUAACGUACUCAUGCGCCGACUAACAACGGCUGCUAAGACGUGGGUAACUACUAAGGAAGAGAUGCACGGAACUUUAGAGGGUCUGAUUUGUAUCAUUUUAGAGGGUAUAUUUGAGAUGAACUGCGGUUAUCUUCGACGGGCUUGGGCAGUCUAUCGCAGAGCAAUGACAGUCGCCCAGUUGAUGGGCCUUCACCGCUCUCCCAUGCCACCGCUCAAACGCCUUGACCCGGAGCUUAAUGCUGAUCCAAAGUUCAUAUGGUUUCGCAUCAUUUAUAUGGACCGUUAUCUCAGCUUAUUACUCGGUCUACCUCAAAGCACAUCUGAUAAGAGUAUAGGAGCCAUGCCUAUUUUACAGCAUGAGCCACCUAUGGGCAAAUUCGAGCGAGUACUCACCGUUAUAGCAUCUCGUAUUUUAGAGCGUAACGAAAGUGCCUUUGCCGUCGGCGAGAUCGCGACAACCCAGUCCAUUGAUUCCGACCUAUUGAGUGUGUCGAAAAGUAUGCCAGAAAGCUUUUGGCGACCGGCGAAUUUUCAUAACCUGACACUAGGGUCGCCAGAUUCCGUCUUAGAAACAGCGCGUCUAGCAGCCCAAGUUUAUUACUAUGGCCUAGUGAUUCAGCUUCAUUCGCCAUAUAUGAUGCGACUAGGCGGCAACGCGGAGUAUGAGUAUUCCAAGGUCGCCUGUGCUAACGCUAGCCGAGAGAUAAUGACGCGCUUCAUUGCUCACCGAAGCUUCAAUCCUAGAUCAUCCUGCUCACGCCCCGUGGACUUCUUUGCUCUUUUAGCAGCGAUGACCCUCCUUUUGGCUCACCUCGACUCUCAUCAUCGCCAAGAAGCGACUAACUUCCUAGCCCACCAACGCCUGGGCGACCGUGCUAUGUUGGAGGAGGCCCUGGAGAAGAUGGAUGUAGUGAUUAACCUUAGUAAGGAUAUAAUAACCGAGAAGAGUGCUGAAUUGAUUCGACGGCUACUUGACAUCGAGGCAGACGCAGCUAGCGGAAACAAUUAUAUUGCUAGGAGCGUAAGAGGAGAUGACGAGGACGACGCGAAUGGAAGCGAAGAGCUUCGCUUGCGUAUCCCGUACCUCGGUAUUAUAAAAAUAGGUCGCCAAGGCCCCAUCUCAAGAGAGCCUUCGCUGAGGAAUGUGACGUCUCGAUCGCAAACCUUCGAGACCGAGCUCCCACCCAGGGAUCAAUUCUCUACGUCCAAUGAUGUGUCUGUGUUUCUGCCUCCUACAUCAUUUACAGAUGGACAAUCGUCCAGCCGUAUUGGUGCCGCAACCCCGGGCUGCACGUCCCCAGGAGAUCCGCGGGAAUGGGGAGAGAUGAGUGUCCCGUUACAGACACCUGGGCACGAGCAGUCUGUACCGCAAAUAUUAAGCCCCAAUGACGAUAAUAGCACCAUGCCGCCUUAUGUGGAAAUUUCUUCCGCCGCAGAAGACGUCAGCGAUUGGGCAUUCCAAGGCGUUGAUACGGCGUUCUUCGAUAGCUUGAUGCGGGGAACGUCCAGCCUGGAUGCUGCCGGGUUAGACCAGUAACGCACCGAGGAUUCGCUAAUAUGUUAUGCCAGUACGAAAGAAUCCGAGGCGACUAGCCGACUUAAUACAUAUAAAUACUCAUUAAUUCUCUUGCUUAGAUUAAUGUUCAACCCCCCUUUAGCUAUCCUAAGAGUUCUUGACAACCCACUACAGCAGAUAUACCAUUUAGUAAAUCAAGAUAUACGAGGUGACGGCGAUGUGGCUUGGUAAGG